This is a messenger RNA of Triticum aestivum (bread wheat), 521 nucleotides long. Its product is annotated as histone H4. The record is from RefSeq and is a predicted model, not a curated record. Gene Ontology annotation, cellular component: nucleosome. Lineage: Eukaryota; Viridiplantae; Streptophyta; Magnoliopsida; Poales; Poaceae. Bases 53 to 364 code for a protein of 103 amino acids. The transcript has a single exon. Gene Ontology annotation, molecular function: DNA binding; protein heterodimerization activity; structural constituent of chromatin.
GCCGCUACCGCCGCUCUCCUCCACCUCCAUCAGCUCCUCCAAGCAACCAAUCAUGUCCGGGCGCGGCAAGGGCGGGAAGGGGCUGGGCAAGGGCGGGGCCAAGCGCCACCGGAAGGUCCUUCGCGACAACAUCCAGGGGAUCACCAAGCCGGCGAUCCGGCGGCUGGCGCGGCGGGGCGGCGUGAAGCGCAUCUCGGGGCUCAUCUACGAGGAGACCCGCGGGGUGCUCAAGAUCUUCCUGGAGAACGUCAUCCGGGACGCCGUCACCUACACCGAGCACGCCCGCCGCAAGACCGUCACCGCCAUGGACGUCGUCUACGCGCUCAAGAGACAGGGACGCACCCUCUACGGGUUCGGCGGCUGACCUGACCUGCUCCUUUCCGAUCUAGUCAACUCUGCUAGCUGCUGCUGCUGUUGUGGUGCUAUGGUUUCGUUUCUGAGUGCGUGCGUUGUUCCAUCGGUCUGUGUAGUUAGUGGAAGGCGAUUAAUCUGAAUGCAAUACAAAUAUAUAAAUCGUUGGU